Molecule: messenger RNA, 2423 nt
Organism: Neolamprologus brichardi
Lineage: Eukaryota; Metazoa; Chordata; Actinopteri; Cichliformes; Cichlidae
Source: RefSeq, a predicted model, not a curated record
GAAAUGCACCUGAAGAUACUGAAAGCAUUUGUUGGUCUGCAUGAGUUCUCAGACCUGAAUCUGGUGCAAGCACUGAGGCAGUUUCUGUGGAGCUUUCGUCUCCCAGGAGAAGCUCAAAAGAUUGACAGGAUGAUGGAGGCGUUUGCAGCUCGCUACUGUGGCUGUAACCCCGGGGUCUUCCAAUCCACAGACACCUGCUACAUCCUCUCUUUUGCCAUCAUCAUGCUCAACACGAGUCUCCACAACCCCAACGUGAAAGACAAACCCACUCUGCAGCGAUUUGUUUCCAUGAACAGAGGCAUCAACAACGGCGAGGACCUGCCCACUGAGCUGCUCACGGUCAGCAGGCUUCAUUAUUUCAUGGCUUUGUCAGGCCCUGCCUGUACAGUCAGGUGAUAGAAAACCCAAGGCGCUGAUUGGUGACAGCAUUAUAGUGGUCGAGUUAAAACCUGGAAGAGAAGGUGGUUCAUUUUGACAGACAGCUGCUUGUACUACUUUGAAUACACAACAGAUAAAGAUCCAAUUGGGAUUAUUCCUCUGGAGAACCUGUGUGUCAGGGCACUACAAGACUCAAGCAAACCGUUCUGCCUGGAGUUAUAUAAUCCUAAAGGACAAAAGAUCAAGGCCUGCAAGACGGAGAACAAAGGCAGAGUGGUCCAGGGUAAACACCAGUCGUAUAAGCUCAGUGCAGCCAGCGCAGAGGAACGGGACGACUGGAUAGAUGCAAUCAGGGCGAGCAUCACCAAGGACCCUUUCUAUGACUUGGUGACACUACGCAAAAGAAAGAUCAUCAGCAACACUUCCUCAAAGGACUGACACAGCACCAUCAGUGAUCAUGGAUGAGUUUGACUGAUGAAUCAUGUCUCAUUUUAAUGACUGCUCACGAAAGAUAAAACCAAAAUGUCAUUGCUCUGUAUUUCAAAGAACUGCGCAAAUUGGGAUGUGAUACUUGUAGUGUAAAAAGGAGAAAAGUGAACCGUGGUUUUCACAUUACUUCUGCAAAAUGAAUGCACUGCUGCUCCGACUUCAGGGGCGACAAGUCUGACGGACAAACAUCUGCUGCAAAGCUAUAACAAUCAUGAAAGUCUAACCCAGAAGACAUACAAUGAGAGAGCCAUAAAACAACUACAAAGAGACAGAAAAUGACCUCAAAGAGACAUAACAAAGACACACAAGGAAACUUCAGGGACAUAAAACGACUUUAGACACAUAAAAUGACCACAAAGAUUAAACAGCUUCACACAAAAAAACACAGAUAGACUUUAGCAAAACAUAAAAUGACUAGAAAGAGACACAAAACAACUGCAAAGAGACAGAAAACAACUUCAAAAAGAAACAAAAUGCUUUUGAAGUGAAACAUAUUGACUUCACUGAGACACAAAAUGCCAACAAAGUAUCAAAAUAUAAAUUGAUACACGCCUUUUAGACAUGCACACUUUUCUGUUAAUAUGAAAGCAUCUGAACCUGUCAGCUUAUUGAAUAAAUGUUCACUGUGAUCACUUUGUUGUGAAAGCUGAGAUGGCAUUUGCUCGGUCAGACCUGGUAUCAUUUAGGUAACAGAUUCAAUGCAUGCACUAAUAAGGUUGGAAUUGCAUAUUGGAAUUUACUUCAUCUUCAGUUCCUUUUUAAAAAGACUUACAAAAGACCAAAGUCUGGCACCUUUUCACAUCUGAUGUCAAUGUGUCAUAAACCAGCAUUUGCAGAGACUGGAGGUCUUGUAGGGUCACUGUUUGACUACAGCUAGAUUCCCAAAUUGGAUACAUAGAGAAAAACAGGUAGUUGUCAAAUCUCAGCACAGAAACUUGAGUUUGGUUUAGGACCACAACUAAAUCUACUGAUGAAGUGAAUUCAGAGAUUGAAUUUGAAAUUAAAAAACUCAAUUUCUUUUGAAAGUAUCUCCCAUCAUGGUGUCCUUGUGCGUGCAGCCACUGGCUGAGAUAACAGAGAGAGCACAAGUACUGGUUUUCUAUAAUGUUUGCAUGAUUGAACUUUAAUACUUGCAGGAGGAAAAAAAAACUUUUAUUGGAAUAUAAGAAACAGAAAGAUCGACUUAACGCUGGUCUGACUGAGUUUUAUGACCACCUAACAUCAAAGGACUGAGAUGACAGAAGAACGCCACAACUUUUGAAAACUGUCAGAAUUCAAUUUAGACUUUAGACAUUUGUGUGCAGCCAAAAAUGAUUAUAAAAGUAAAAUAACAUUUUUAUUGUACACUGGAAAAAAUCGGAAGACAUAUUCAGAAUCAGCACAGGUCUAUAAACACUGUAGAGAGCAUUUCUUGAUUCAUUGGUUCCACAGUUUAACUUGGAUUAAACCCGGUGAAUCCAAGGUCCACUACUGACGAUGUGUUCCAAAUUUUAAAAUGAUAAGCUAGAUCAGAUCCCUAAUCCCUAAACCUAAUCAAGGAAGGAAAAUGGCAGAUU